Molecule: messenger RNA, 481 nt
Organism: Suricata suricatta (meerkat)
Lineage: Eukaryota; Metazoa; Chordata; Mammalia; Carnivora; Herpestidae
Gene: EFCAB10
Product: EF-hand calcium binding domain 10
Exons: 4
Coding region: 41-439 (132 amino acids)
Molecular function (GO): calcium ion binding
Source: RefSeq, a predicted model, not a curated record
GACGCUGCCUGGUCGCCUAGCUACGGCCGGACGCAGAGCCAUGCAGGCUGGCCCCAGCCGGGAGCAGGAGGCCAAGAAUUAUUUGGAAAAACAUCGGAUUAUGGAGUUGUUGAACUAUCUCACCAGCAGCCUACUCUUCUUCCGGCCAGAAAAACCAAGAGAGUAUUUAAUAUCUAUAUUGGAACGACUGAGAAUUGCCAAAAUCACAGGUGUGGGUUUUCCUUUCUUUAUGGAUAAUUCUAACAUUGUGUCAAUGUUUGAGAUGCUGGACACUUCGAAUAAAGGCAGCAUAUCAUUCGUGCAGUACAAAGAAGCCCUAAAAACCUUGGGUCUGUUGACUGCAGAUGAAGUUUUAAAAGAUGAUGGACAUGCAAUAACUCUGGAUAAAUUCAGACAUGAAGUGAACAAGAGGACGGAGGAAAUAUGGACAGCGUUUUAAUAUGCCAUAAGUCCAAGAUCAUAAAUGAUUGUAUAAAGUUUU